This is a messenger RNA of Lactuca sativa (garden lettuce), 699 nucleotides long. The record is from RefSeq and is a predicted model, not a curated record. NCBI's taxonomy places the organism in Eukaryota, Viridiplantae, Streptophyta, Magnoliopsida, Asterales, Asteraceae.
AUGGAAGGCUUUCACCACCUUGGAGAUCCUUAUUAUCCCAACCAAGGAAAUGGAGGUUGGAUUGAAGAAGACCCAGAAGAAGACCCCAAGGAACCUAUGGAGGAUCCCGAUGAACUAGCAGAGUGGGAAGAGGAAGAUAUCGAUGAAGAAAUCGAGGAAGUCGACGGGGAGGAGGUUGAGGAGGACGAGGAAUCAGAUGCUGAGUCAGGAAUUACCAGCCCUCCCUACAUGGCAAGAGUACCACCGUAUAGGAUGGGCUACAAUGGCCCCACCCCUCCUUGGGCUGAUGCUAUUGAGAGAUGGGGCCGACGCCAGGGUCGACAGCCACCAUUUGGGAUGAACCGAGAUUACUACAAUCUUCGGCAUAGAGGACCAGAGGAUCGUGCACUCCCCAUCAUGGAGGAGAAAAACAUCAAUGAUAUUCCUGAGGUACGUGACUUUCCCGAUGUAUUUCCUGAGGAAUUUCCUAGAAUACCUCCCGAGCGCCAGGUCGAGUUCCGAAUCGAUCUUGUACCUGGAGCCACCCCAACUGCCAAAUCCCCCUACCGAUUAGCGCUUGCUGAGAUGCAAGAGUUAUCUAGUCAAUUAAGCGAGCUUCUCGACAAAGGGUUCAUCAGGCCGAGUUUCUCACCUUGGAGAGCUCUGGUUCUAUUUGUCAAGAAGAAAGAAGGGUCUUUCCGAAUGUGCAUAGAUUAUUGA